AUGCUCAACCACUGGUGCGAGAAGUCAGUGCCAGUACAAGACACAGAGAUCCUGAGCCCGAGACUUGAACAAGAGAUUACCUGUGCCAGUCUUCACCAGUACAACCUACAAGGCUGGUACAUCGAUGUCGAAAGGAUGCGUCACCUGCACGGGAGCGAUGAUGGCAUAGCCCAGUACUACCUACAAAAUGGACCCAAUGCCACCUGCUACAUGUAUAAACCCCCAGAGAUACAGUCCUACACACGGAACCGCACUGUCAGAGAGUGCUGUGAGGGAUGGAGUGGUCCUCGCUGCACUGAAGGAGUUGGAGUCAGAGGACGCUGCUACUCAACAUGGAACUGCCAAGACUUUGUUGGUGCCCACAACCUUUCGCUGAUGCAGAUGGAAGAGUGUUGCAGCACCAUGUGGGGUCACAGCUGGAGGAAUGGCUCUGAUGAAUCGUGCUUUUCUUGCACCUACAGCUUUUUCAUGGAUUCUCAGUCAUCAAUGGUUGUGAAGCCUCAUUCCUCCUGGCUACUUGGAGCCACUCAAGACAAGCAAGCGUUUUCCACCUGUGCCACCUGGAGCAGCUCACACUUUCGCACCUUUGAUGGACUGCACUUUAACUUCAGGGGCAGCUGUACCUAUAACCUGGCAUCAUCUCAAGAUGGCACAUGGGCAAUUUACAUCUCCUCCACAUCUUGUCAGCUCACAGGGGCCUGUGCUAAGGCUCUGAAGAUGAUGUUUGGCCUGGAGCUGGUCACCGUGCAAGGCAGAAAUGUCUCAGUUAAUGGAGUACCAGUUCAAGAGAGGCAGCCGCGUUUACAAAACGGAAUCAGCAUUCGCUGGCUGGGAGAUUUCAUAUUCAUCGACACCGGGAUGGGCAUCAGGGUGAAAUACAGCGGAGACACCACCAUUUAUGUGACGGUCACGGCGGACCAGAGGGACAGAACCAGAGGGCUCUGUGGCAUUUACAACGAUGACAUUCGAGAUGACUUCACCACUGUUGCUGGCACUGUCGUGAAAUAUCCAGCAAGUUUUGGAAACUCUUGGCGUGUUCCCGGUGAUCAACCAGAGGUCUGCAGUGACGCAGCAGAGGUGGGGCACACCUGUGACAUUUCAGGACAGCGCACCCUGCGGCAGAAAGCGGAGGCCGUGUGUCACAGACUGCUGGAGUCUCCUUUCAGUCAGUGCCACUCCAAGGUGGACCCCAUGGGUUAUCUGGAUGCCUGCUUGUACCUGUACUGCAGUGAAAUGAGCCCUGGGAGAGAAAAUGUCGUCUGUGACACCUUUGCUACCUAUGCAAGGGAAUGCACCCAAAAGCACAUCUUUAUCAGCUGGAGAAAUGCAGACUUCUGCGAGCGCCGUUGCAACAGGGGCCAGGUGUAUUCUGAUUGUCUCUCAUCGUGCCCUCCAAGCUGUGCAGCCGUACGGACCCCUGAAGCAGGUCACUGUCGGGAUGACUGCGUGAGUGGCUGUGAAUGCCCACCUGGAACCUACCAGGACAGAGGGUCCUGCAUUAAGAAGGAGGAGUGCCCCUGUUCUCACCGUCGAAAAAGCUACAACCCAGGGGACACAAUCCAGCAGAAAUGCAACCAGUGUGUUUGCCAGGGUGGCCAGUGGCUUUGCUCUCAGGAGAAGUGCUCGGCUCAGUGCAGUGUGCUGGGAGACUCUCACUACAUCACCUUUGAUCGCAAACGCUACACUUUCCAUGGGGCCUGUGAAUAUUCCCUUGUGGAGGUAAGAUUGCAUUACAGAGAAAGUAUUAAGAGAAAAUGUGAAUUUUUUGACAGCUUUCAUAACAUAGGAAGAAACAUAACAGAACAUCCUGAAACCUACUUAAUCACUAACCAGAGCCACAUGAUACCUGAAGUCUAUUCUUGCAUCAUCAAUUGUAAGGCAGGAGCUAACAGAGGAUGGCGGACCAAUUCAACUCAGACACCAUUCGAUUUUGUUGACAAGAAGCUGUUAAUCACGGGGGAUGUAACGAUGAAUGGCAAAGAGAUUGCCCUCCCAUUUUUCAGCAGAGGUCUCUUGCUGAAGCAGGCUUCUUCUACCUUCAUCCUCAUUCAGCUUCAUGGGGCACACAUCUUCUGGGGUCUGGAGUUCCCAGCUGCAUACAUCACUCUUCAGCCAGUUUAUGCUAACAAGGUGAGAGGCCUCUGUGGAACCUUCAACUGGAACCAGAAUGAUGAUUUCACAACACCCGAAGGUGACGUGGAAAACAGCAUCUCUGCCUUCACUAACAGGUUUAAGAUUGCUCCUGACUGUCCGCCUCUCAGCAGCUUCAACUUUGACCCCUGUGGGAUCUUUGCACAGCGUCGCCAGUUUGCAGAAGAAGUGUGUGCAGUGAUCCGUAGCCCUGCUUUUGAGGUCUGCCAUGACCAGGUUGAGUGGGAGCAAUACUAUCAGCUGUGUCUAUAUGAUGUGUGCAGUUGCCCACCUGGAAAGCAGUGUGUCUGUAGUGCCAUUGCUGCCUAUUCGAGACAAUGUGCUCAGGAGGGCACCGUAGUCCACUGGAGAAACCACACAUUCUGCCCAUUACAGUGCAGUGGAGGCCAGGUUUACAGCGAGUGUUCUCGGCCAUGCCAAUCAUCUUGUGAAGAAGUCCAGCGUCCCAGUAGCUGUCAGGUGGUGGAAGAUUGUGUGUCAGGCUGUGCCUGUCCAGAAGGGCUGGUGCUGGACAGUACUGGGCAGUGUGUGCCCAUCGAUAUGUGUUCUUGUAUGCAUGGAGACACCAUCUACCAACCGGGCAGCAGUAUAAAGCGCCUCUGCAAUACCUGUCUUUGCGAAAAUGGCACGUGGAACUGCACCAGUCUUCAAUGUCCCGAUAUGGCUAUUUGCCCAGGGAAUCUCGUCUAUUCCUACAAGUCUUGUCUGAGGACAUGUGAUAAUAUGGAGUCCCCACACAACUGUUCAGAGGCAUUUGAUGGCUGCGUGUGUCCAGAAGGCACUGUACUCUUGGGUGAACAGUGUAUCCCUCCUUCAGAAUGCCCAUGUCAUCAUAAUGGCAGACUCUACUACAAGAAUGACAGCAUCACCAAGGAAUGCAAUACCUGUGUGUGCAGAGACCGUCGCUGGCACUGUGGAAAAUCACGCUGUUCUGGAACCUGCCUUGCCACUGGAGACCCACACUACAUCACCUUUGAUGGACGGCCCUUCACUUUCUUAGGAGACUGCGAGUAUAUCUUGGCACAUGAGACCAACGGGCUCUUCACCGUUACUGUGGAGAAUGUACCUUGUGGCUCUAGUGGGGUUACCUGCACUAAGUCUGUAAUUGUGGCACUGGGCAACACCAUUUUGCACUUGCUAAGAGGGAGAGCUGUGACCGUGAACGGUGUGUCGGUGAGACUGCCCAAAACGUACAGCGGAAGUGGGUUGAAGCUAGACAAAGCCGGCCUCUUCAUCACUGUCACUUUGAAAUUAGGACUCGCUCUGUUGUGGGAUGGAGGUACAAGAGUUUAUCUGAAACUGGAUCCAGUGUUCCAGGGACGAGUAAGUGGAUUGUGUGGGAAUUUUGAUGGUGAUACAGAGAAUGACUUCACCACUCGGCAGGGAGUUGUAGAGCCCAUUGCAGAUCUGUUUGGAAAUUCUUGGAGGGUCAGCCAGAGUUGCCCUGAAGUGCAGAAUGAUGUACAGCAACAUCCAUGCACGCUCAAUCCACACCGUGCUACAUGGGCAAGAAAGAAAUGCAGCAUCAUCAACCAAGACUUGUUCUUACCCUGCCAUCAAGAAGUGCCCAGCCAGCAGUUUUAUGAAUGGUGUGUCUUUGAUGCUUGUGGUUGUGACUCUGGAGGGGACUGUGAGUGUCUCUGUACUGCCAUUGCCACCUACACCGAGGAGUGCAAUAAGCGUGGAGUGUCCAUUCGCUGGCGGACGCAGGAUCUUUGCCCAAUGCAAUGUGACAAUGGACAGGUAUAUGAAGCCUGUGGCCCUGUCUGCCCCUAUACCUGUAGGACAUUGCAUCAGAAUGCUGAUCCACACUGUAGCUUGCUGUCAUGCGUGGAAGGUUGCUUCUGUCCUGAGGGCAUGGUCCUCCAUGAUGGAAACUGUAUCAAACCAAUCAAUUGUCCAUGCGACUGGGAACAGACUGUUUUCCCCUCAGGAGCCACCAUCAUCCAGAACUGCCAGAACUGCACCUGCUCAGGAGGAUCUUGGGAAUGCUCCGGCCAACCUUGUGGACUUGAGCCUCUUUGCUUACAUUCCGAGUUUCAGUGUGGCUCGGGGCUGUGUAUCCCAUCCUCAUGGGUGUGUGACAAUGAAGAUGACUGCGGGGACGGCUCUGAUGAGGCCUGUAUGGCGAGCUGUGGGCCACAACAGUUCCGCUGUGACAGUGGACAGUGUAUUUCUGAGCAGUUCCUCUGUGAUGGGGAGCCCGAUUGCACUGACAGCUCCGACGAGAUUCAGUGCCCCCCAGCUCACCUCUGUACUCGGGGAGAAUUUUACUGUGCUAAUGGAAGGUGCAUCCCCCAACUCCAGGUCUGUGAUGGCAGACUGGACUGUGGCAUUGAUGAUGACUCUGAUGAAGACGGCUGUCAUUUGGAGUGUGGCAGAGGAGAGUUUCACUGCUCAGUGGGGAGGUGCAUCCCGUACAUGCAGCGCUGUGAUGGCCACGAUGACUGUGGAGACCUCAGUGAUGAACACGAAUGUGUGUGCCCUUCUGGAGAGUUUCAGUGCCCAAAUCAGACUUGCCUCCGUCCAGAGCAAGUGUGCGAUGGACAGUCUGAUUGCAACUCUGGGAUGGAUGAGGAAGUGUGUCAUACUUCAGCUGCUGUGACGUGUGCAUCGGGACAGCUGGCUUGUGGGGAUGGAACCUGCAUAGCAAGAGAAAAGACUUGUGAUGGGGUGCCUGACUGUCCAGACGCUGUAGAUGAAAAUGACGCCCAUUGCUCUGCUCCAAUAACUGUCUUACCGGAGCAUACUGAAGCCACGCCUCCUCCAGGCUCCACCCCCAGCAAUGAAACAACAGGUGAUGGUGACAGCAGAAACUGCAGUGCCCACGAAUUCCUUUGUGGAAAUGGGGAAUGUAAACCUAAAGCCUGGCUGUGUGAUGGAGAAACAGACUGUGGAGAUGGCAGUGAUGAGGUUCGCUGCUAUCAGCCGUGUGGGCCCGAUGAGUACCAGUGCCAUGGCAGUGGAGAAUGUAUCCAUCAUACCCAGCUUUGUGAUGGCAAACCAGACUGCCGAGACCAGUCCGAUGAGAGUCUAGACAACUGUGGUUCAACUCAGAUCCCUCCAUGCCCUGGAAAGUUUCCCUGUAAUAACCGUGUGUGUGUAAACACCUCCCAGGUGUGCAAUGGCAUCCCAGAGUGCCCUCUCGGAGAAGAUGAGCUACAGUGUGGCAAGAACAUCUCCACCAGCCCUUGUCCAGAGUUUACCUGUAAUGAUGGCAGCUGCAUUAGCUUCAACCAGGUUUGCGAUGGAGUGGCUGAAUGCUCCGAUCAGACUGGAGUGCCACCUCUGGAUGAACACGACUGUGGAGUAUGGCACCCUUGGGAGUCGUGGGGGCCAUGCAGCCGAACAUGUGGAGCGGGAUUUCAUAAAAGACAGAGGCACUGUUCAAGUCAAAAGCUGUUAAAGCGCUGUCGGGGUGAAGCCGUUGAAAGGCAGCAGUGCUUUAAUGUUGCCUGCCCAGUUGAUGGAGGGUGGUCACAAUGGACAGUAUGGUCCAACUGCACUAAGGACUGCAGUGGAGUGGUGAUCCGCCGCCGGGAAUGCAUUGCUCCACAGAACGGAGGCAGUUCUUGCACUUCUCUACCAGGAUCAUCCCAGGGCUCCCUGGAAAUCGAGCCGUGUCCCCAGAACAGCUGCCAAAAUGUUACUUUAUGCCCAGGAGGACUUGUAGCAAGGAAGUGUGCUUCCUGCCCCUUGACUUGUGCAGACCUGGCCAAAGAUGUGUCUUGUGGAAUAGACUGCUUUUCUGGUUGCUGGUGCCCUGAAGGCCAACUGAUGGAUUAUAAUCAAAAUUGCGUUUAUCCAGAAGACUGCCCUUGUGAAGUGGACGGGGUACAGUUUUUCGCAGGACAACAGGUUAAAAUUAAGUGCCAGAUUUGUACCUGCCAGCAUGGGAGGCUAGAAGAGUGCCAACAUAACCCUGAGUGUACAGUUAACUGUGGUUGGUCUUCAUGGUCGCCGUGGGGUGAAUGUCUGGGGCCCUGUGGUGUUCAGAGUGUCCAGUGGUCCUUCCGCAGCCCUAACAACCCUAGUAAACAUGGAGGAGGCAGGCAGUGCCGAGGAAUCUAUCGCAAAGCACAAAGAUGUGAAACAGAACCAUGUGAGGAUUGUGAAUUCCAUGGAGAGAGGCAUGCCAUUGGAGAACGAUGGAAAUUCAAAAACUGCCAAGUAUGCCAAUGCCUGCCCAACCUGACCGUGCAGUGCUCCGACUACUGCCCUUAUACUGCCACAGGCUGUGCAGAGGGUCACACUCUGGUCCCUGGAAGUGGAGAAACCUGCUGUUACUGUGAAGACAGAGGAACCAAUGCCACAUGGUUAGCCAGUCCAACUCCUCCAAGCCCAUUUGUCACCACUUCCAGCCAGGUAACUGUGAACCAAAGUGAGCCCCUUGUUCCAAUGUAUCCAGUGAGCCCUGGAGAUGAAUGCCUUAAACCCAUUGGAGUUGAGAACCUUCCAGACAGCAGCUUCAGUGCAUCUUCCCAGCAAAGAAACAACCCGGCCAAAGCAGGACGCCUGAAUCAUAUCAGCUCAUAUAGUGACUUACAGGGCUGGAGUCCCGACCCGGAGCAGUACCGUAACCUUCAGGAAAACCCAGCCUUCCUGCAGAUUGACCUCUUGCAGCCUCGUAAUGUUACUGGUGUCAUAAUUCAAGGACCAGGAGCCUCUGAUAGCUAUGUCUCCAGCUUCUACCUCCAACUGAGCCUAGAUGGCCACAGAUGGUUUAGUUUUCAGGAGCUCCUCACAGAUGGUCGUCCUCAUGACAAGCUGUUUCUGGGAAACACAAAUGACUCUGGUGUCACCAUUAGCCACCUGCACUUGAUGGUGACCGCCCGCUUUGUCAGGAUCGUGCCACAUAACUUCCACAAUGGCAUCUACUUAAGAACUGAGCUGCUCGGCUGUGGAGAAGGUACUUUGCCAGGGCCUCCGACUCCUCCAGGAUGCCUCUCUACCCAGUUCAACUGCUUAAACACAAAUGUCUGCCUUAACUUGACCCAACGAUGUGAUGGCAGAAUUGACUGUGAGAACGGCUCAGAUGAGAAGGGAUGUGUCUAUUCUAACCUCGGGAUGACCACUACUGCUGACGAUCACAGGUUAUCGGGAGCCACACCUACCCAUUCUACCUUCACUGGUGGCACGGGAAGGGCGAGCACUGUGACGAAGGAACAUGAAAGAACUAGAGUUCCAAAGCCUAAAGAGCUAUGCAACUUUCCACUGGGAUUGGAAGAUGGCAGCAUCCGCUACAGACAGCUCACGUCUUCUUCAUACAAAGAGAAUAAUCCUCCUGAUGCCGGACGUCUGAACAUAGUGCCCAACGUCUUAAAUAUGGAGCCUGGGUGGAGUCCUCUACCUGAUGAUUCCCAUCCUUAUUUUCAAGUGGACUUUUUACAGCCCACAUUCAUCUCAGGAAUUGUCACACAAGGAAGCACACAUUCAAACAGUAUGGUCCUCAGGUACAGACUGGAAUACAGCUUGGAUGGAGUGAACUUCCAAAAUUAUACAGAAGACAAUAAGCAGCCAGAUCACCCACAGAUGUUGGAGGCACAAGUGUCAAGCAUUAUUCCAAUGAUGUCCAUGCUGCACAGGAUCAUCUUUGCUCGGUUCUUACGCAUAAUGCCUGUGGAAUACAAAAAGAACUUUUUUUUGCGUGCUGAAAUCCUUGGCUGCUCCAUGGGAGCUGAUCUGACUAUGGAGAGUAUGCCACCUCUACCCAGAAUGCUUUGUGCUCAGGACGAGUUUCAGUGUCGAGCAUUUGGCUGUGUGGAUGCAGUGCUUGUGUGUGAUGGGCAAAGGGACUGCAUGGAUGGAUCUGAUGAACAACACUGUGGUGCUGUGUCUCCAUCCCCACUAACCCCAAGCUUCACGACUCCUGGCCAGAUCACAGCACCAGCAGGCGUCUGCUCUCCCAAGCAGUUCAUGUGUGGAAGCGGAGAGUGCAUUCAUCAGGACAGAAAAUGUGACCUUCAGGGAGACUGUCAGGAUGGAUCUGAUGAGAAGGACUGCGUGGAUUGCAUUGUAUCUGCUUGGACUGAAUGGAGCUCUUGCAGUCAAUCUUGCGGUCUUGGCUCAAUUUUCCGGCAGCGAGAGGUGAUAAAAGAAGAGCAAGAUGGAGGCCAGUGUGAGAAGAGCUUGUUCGACAGCCGAGCCUGUUUCAUAAAGGCUUGUCCUGUGGCUGGCCAGUGGUCUGAAUGGGGCCCCUGGUCAGCAUGUGAUGUGACAUGUGGAAAUGGGGUCAGGUCACGGGAAAGAAGCUGCUCAAACCCACCUCCCAAAAAUGGAGGAGAAGACUGUGAUGGAGACGCCUUUGACACAGAAAGCUGUAACCUCCUACCCUGCAACCACACAGCAGCAGCCAUCUCAAAAUGUCCUUCAGGUUUGGUGUUCAUCUCAGCAGAGGACUGUGAAGAGGAGAGUCUUAAUCUCUGCCCUUUAUCCUGUGAGGAUCUCAACAUUGAGUUUAAUUGCUCCUUACAGUGCAAAGAAGGGUGCCAUUGUCCUUCCGGAUUCUAUCUUCAGAAUGGAAUCUGCGUUAAUGCCAGUCAGUGUCAUUGUCACUGGAACGGUACUACUUUUCAGCCAGGAGAGACUUUAAUUAGAAAUGACUGCAGUGAAUGCGUAUGCCUUAAUGGCAGAGUCUCCUGUGAUGAUUCUCUCUGCCCAGUCAAUUGUGAAUGGUCAUCGUGGUCUUUGUGGACAUCCUGCGAUAGUCAAUGCGGUGUGGGGAUUCAAGAGCGUUACAGGUCACCAUCAAACCCUCCAGCGCAGAAUGGUGGGUCACCAUGCUUGGGUGAUUCUGCGGAAGCACAGCGCUGUCACAUCACCUGCAGUGACGAUGUCUUAGAUCAAGAAAAACAAUGGACUGAAUGGACAUCAUGGUCUCAGUGCAGUAAGACGUGUUUUCUCCAUGUGGACAGUGUUGGUGUGAGACGUCGCUUUAGAGCCUGCAACGAGUCACUGGGUAAUGCCUGCUCUGGAUCAAAUGAAGAACAGGAGCUGUGUGCUACCAUACCCUGCCCAGUUCAUGGAGCAUGGAGCCAGUGGUCCCCCUGGUCUAACUGCACUGCUGAAUGUAACUUUGGAGUUCAGACCCGAAGCAGAGCCUGCACUGCCCCAGCGCCCCGUCAUGGAGGUGACAAGUGUCCUGGACCACAUGUGCAGACUCGGGACUGCAACACCCAACCCUGUCACAGUGCUUGUCCAGAAGGGAUGGUAUACCACAGUAAGGAGACUUGCCAGCAGGCUGGAGGAGCCUGUCCACGGGUGUGCAUGGACCUCACUGCCAUCGUGGAAUGUGCAACAGACUGCUACGAUGGCUGCUACUGCCCAGAUGGGUUCUACUUACAAAAUGAGACGUGUGUUCCACUGAGCCAGUGCUACUGCUACCACCAGGGAAAAGCUUACCCACCAGGAGCAACUCUGCCUUGGAACGCCUGCAACAACUGCACAUGUUUGCAGGGCCGAAUGAUCUGUGGAACUGCUCCAUGUCCAGUGGAUUGCGGUUGGAGUAGCUGGACACAGUGGAGCUCAUGCAGUAAGACAUGUGAUGUGGGGACAAGGAGACGCUACCGCUCGGGAACAAAUCCACCAGCUAUGUUCGGGGGUCAGAAGUGUCGAGGCUCCAGCACCCAAGUGGAUUUCUGUAGCCUGCAGGCUUGCAAGGGAACUUGGAGCUCAUGGACACCGUGGUCAGAAUGCUCUGUGACUUGUGGCGGUGGUUUCCGUAAUCGCACCCGAGACGGGCCUGGCUCCAGGAGUAGCGAGUUUUCCAGCUGCAAUGUGCAUCCGUGUGAUAACAGAACAAGCUGUCCACCUGACAAGGAGUGGAAGGAGUGCGCCAGUGGCCACGUGAGUUGCACAGAUGUCAGCCUGGAUGUCUUGAACUCGACGUGUGAGCCGGGAUGCUUCUGCCGCGAGGGGACCUUACUACAGGAUGCUAAGUGUAUCCCAGUGUCAGAUUGUCCAUGCCUGGACAAUGGAGUUUUGUACUCACCAGGCGAGAUCAUCCAGAGAGACUGCAAUAACUGCUCCUGUGUUGCUGGAAAAAUGGUUAACUGCACGCAAUUCAGCUGUGAUGUGGAUGGUCAGUGGUCAGAAUGGACUCCCUGGAGUGAAUGCUCUGUCUCAUGUGGAACUGGACUGCAGAAUCGCUAUCGGUUUUGUAACAGCCCACCUCAGUCCGGAAGUGGCCUGCCCUGCCUUGGUGCUGAUAAACAGGAUCAGAUCUGUAGCAACGCCCCAUGUUCACGAAACGGUGGCUGGAGUGAGUGGAGCAGCUGGUCCGAUUGUACCAAGUCGUGUGGUGGAGGUGUAAUAAGCAGGUCUCGUGAAUGCAGUAAUCCAGUUCCUGAAGGAGACGGGGACUUCUGUGAGGGUAUUGGAAGUGAGAUUGACUCCUGCAACACUGAAGACUGCCCAGUAAUUGACUGCUCCUCCAUUGAAGGAUCUGUCUUCAACAGCUGUGGACCAUCCUGCCCACGCUCCUGUGAUGAUCUUUCACACUGCAUCUGGAGUUGUGAACCAGGGUGCUACUGCAGUAGUGGAAAGCUUCUGGACAAAAAUGGCACAGCUUGUGUGGAGAGAGAGAACUGCACCUGCCUUGACGUCCACACCCUGGAGCGAUACCUUCCUGGAGAAACCUUCACGAGACCUGAUGGCUGUAACAACUGCACCUGUGUAAAGGGAGAAUUGAUCUGCACUAAUAGGCCUUGUGCUGUUUCAGGGGGCUGGUGUGAAUGGUCAGCUUGGACACCCUGUUCCCGUACCUGUGGCUCAGAGAUGGUGACCCGCUACCGUACUUGCUCCUGCCCUGCUCCACUGAAUGGUGGUUCAGCCUGUGAAGGGGUGCAAGAAUAUCAUGUCAACCUUGGGGUACAAAUUGAAAGAAAACAAUGUCCUUCUGUUUCCUUCUGCCCAGUUCAUGGGGCAUGGAGCUCCUGGAGUCCCUGGUCACUUUGUGAUGGCUGCAUAGGAGCAUCUGUACGAACAAGAGAGUGCAGCAGUCCACCUGCCAGAUUCGGAGGACUCCCCUGCCAAGGAGAAGCCAGACAGAGCCGCGUGUGCCAUGACAAUGAAACCAUCUGCUCAGAAUGUGGAGGAGGUCAGGUUGGCUUCCCCUGUGGUAAACCAUGUCCAAGGACUUGUGAUGACCUCCAGAGUGAUACAGUUUGUGAGGACAGCACGGUCUGCCAGCCCUCUUGCGGUUGCCCUGGUCAGCAAGUUCUUCAAGAUGGCAUUUGUGUGGAUUUGUCGCAGUGUCGUUGUAAAUACCAGAACAUCACAACAGAUGGCUCUGGUGUGAGGAAUGGAACUUGGGUCUGGCCGGAGUCAAGAGUCUGGAUGUACAGUGAACCUGGGGAGACCAUCUACACUGCCUGUCAAAACUGCACUUGUGAAGAAGGCCACCUUUACUGCCAGUCAGAUCCUAGAUGUCGCUUGGAUGGCAGCUGGAGCCCGUGGUCCAAAUGGUCACCUUGCACUUUAACCUGUGGCAGUGGCACUAAGUUCCGAUAUCGUGAUUGUAGCAACCCUGCGCCACAAGGAGGUGGGAGAGGUUGUUUAGGAGAUGCAGAGCAACAGCAUAGCUGCAAUGCGUUCCCUUGUGAAGAUUCCGAAUCUUGGGGUGAAUGGUCAGCUUGGACAGAAUGCACUGUCACCUGUGGUGGAGGAGAACAGAUCCGAAGACGCACAUGCCGAUAUUCCGAGUGCAAAGGACUUACUCAACAGAGCAAGGCAUGCAACACUCACGUGUGUCUUGAUGUUGGUUGCCCACCAGACCGCCUGUAUCGUGAAUGCCAGCAAGGAGAAGGAUGCCCCUAUAGCUGUGCACAUGUCAGCCUCAAAAUGAGCUGCUACAGUGACAGCUGUGAAGAGGGCUGCCACUGCCCCGUGGGCACAUUUUUCCACAAUCACUCCUGUGUGACGGUGUGCCCCUGUGAUGUGGAUCAAGAGCUCCUUCAACAGUUACGGAACCUCUCAUCCAUUCCUUCUUUCUCACCUGUCCUGCUCACCUCUCAGGGAAAUGCACUGGCGCUUGGACACAUGGUCCAGUCAGGAGAUUCACUCUUUUUCACAUGUGGAUCUUGUGUGUGUCAACACAGCCAUUGGAACUGUUCAUUAUCUAGAUGUUCUGAAGAGCCUGGCCUCACUCCAUGGGGAUCCUGGGGGUCUUGUUCCCGUACUUGUGGGGGCCUAGGUCACAUGACUCGAUUUAGAGAAUGCAUCCAGGAAGAAGCUGCCCAAGGAAAUUCAAACUGUACAGCUCCCCUUCAGGAUGUCAAGUAUUGCCAAGCCCCUGAUUGUCCAGCUUUACCAGCACCCACUGAAGAUACCACAACAUCAGAUACUCUGGAUGGCUUUGGUCCCUGGACCAGUUGGAGUCCCUGUUCAAAGUCCUGUACUGACACCAAGGAUCCAGCACUGAAGAUUCGAACACGGAACUGUGUCAGCCAUGAGAACUGCACUGGCGAGACAUCCCAGGAGAUGGUCUGCAAUUUGCCGCAGUGUUCUGGAACAGAAUACUGCCAGGGAGAGGAUUGCGCCCAUAGGAACUGCUCCUGGAACCCAUGGUCUAGCUGGGGGGAAUGUUCAAGGUCUUGUGGAGUCGGGCAGCAGCAACGUCUCAGGACCUUUGUAUCCCCUGGCAUAAAUGGCAGCUGGUGUGAUGAUAUCAUGGGAGGAAAUGUAGAGAUCCAGUUCUGCAACAUUCGAGCCUGUCGAGUGGACGGUGGCUGGUCUCGAUGGAGUCCUUGGUCAAAGUGUGACAGAAAGUGUAGGGGUGGAAAAUCUGUUCGCACCAGGACUUGCUCUAGUCCUCCACCCAAAAAUGGCGGAAGUAACUGUGACGGCGAUAAGAACCAGAUAAAGCUUUGUAACACCAAACCCUGUGAAGGUGAGGUCUGCCCACCAGGUCUGGAGACUGUGGACUGUGCCAACCGCUGCCCACGCCACUGCUCCGACUUACAGCAGGGUAUCACCUGUCUUAAUACCACAGAAUGUCAGCCAGGAUGUCGGUGCCCUGAAGGAUAUCUGGAGCAGGAUGGGUCGUGUGUCCAGCCAUGGCAGUGUGAAUGCAUGGACGCACUAGGCCAGAGUUGGGCUCCUGGUAGUUCUCGACAAGAAGAAUGUAAUAAUUGCACUUGCAUAGAUGGACACAUUCAGUGCACCAACCUGACUUGUGGGCCGUCUCACUGUGGCUGGAGCUCUUGGUCUACUUGGUCCUCCUGCAGCGUCUCUUGUGGGGUUGGUCAGCGGUCCCGCUUCAGAUCAUCCACCACAGAAAUGAAAGAUGAAAAAUGUCAGACUGACCAGUCCCAAACAAAAAUGUGUGACCUGGGGGUCUGCCCCCCUCUCUGCGUUCACAAGAACCAGGAGCUAAUGGUGGGGGAGACUUGGCUGGUGGGGGAAUGCCAGCAAUGCAUAUGCACUCCAGAAGGUGUUUACUGUCAAGACAUAGAGUGCCAAGUGGAUGGGGACUGGACACCAUGGUCCCUCUGGUCAGACUGCUCAGUUACUUGUGGGAGAGGAGUGCAAAUUCGUAGCAGAGCUUGUAUAAACCCUCCACCACGGAACAAUGGCUCUGAGUGUAAUGGACCUGAACAAGAAGCACAGGAUUGUGGGAGCAAGCCUUGUCAUGAGGACUCUUGCCCCUGGUCUUCAUGGUCUCCAUGUUCUCGGAGCUGUGGGACUGGUCUGAGGUUCAGAAAACGGGACUGUGCCUGCACUGAGGAUGAAAUGGGGGAGACUGUCUGUCCACCAGAAAGACACACUGAGGAAACACAGCCCUGCUACGAACAGCCCUGCACUGGUUGUCCUCUGAGUGAAUGGACCGAGUGGUCUAGCUGUUCCUGCACCUCUCUGCUGCAGCAGCGAUACAGGACGCCUGUCCGUUCUUCUCAUGUGGGUCAGGAUUGUGAUGGCAUCGAAUCUCAGUCCAAAACUUGUCCCCCUGAAGAUUGUACAGUCUGCAGCCCUCCUUUUCAGUUCAUGAAGUGUGGCUCCCCCUGUGACAAGCUGUGUUCAACCACAGGACAAGGCGGCGGAUGCAAAAACCAUUCGGAGUGUGUGCCGGGCUGCUACUGUCCUGAGGGUCUUCUGGAACAGAAUGGAACAUGUGUUCCUGCUGAGCACUGUGGGUGUCUUCAUCUGUUACAUCCAGAAAAUGAUGGGCCCCCUGUUGCUGUGACCAUUCCUCCAGGGGAGAUGGUGGUGUCUGGAUGUAAAGCUUGCACGUGUGAUGAUGGGCAAAUGAUUUGCAGUAACGAAGACUGUGAAGUAUCUUUCAGUGAGUGGUCAGAGUGGGCAGCAUGCUCCCCUUGUUUGCCCCGGAUGGCUAUUAGUCCCAAAACUGUGGCUCUGUUGGGCGGUCAGGUUAAUGGUGACAGCAAUGUUACAGAGCCUCUAGCAAACAGUGGCCAUUACGUCUCUGUACAAAGAAGAUAUCGUACCUGUCUGGCCCAAGAGACUGGACUGCCAGUGUCCAGCAGUGACCAUCAGUGCACUGGAGAUGUGGAAGAUGAGAGACUCUGUCCCGAUUCAACGGUCUGCGAAGAUUUAUGUCAGUGGAGUUCCUGGAGCUCCUGGAGUGUCUGCAAAGAGCCAUGUAGUGGAGGUUUCCGUAUCAGAAAAAGACAUCCAGAAUUCAUACAAGACGUCCACAGCUGCCAGGGCAACUGGUUCCAGUCUCAAAGCUGCAACACAGCCUCAUGUCCAGGGGAGAGUUGUGAGGAUCGAGGAAGAGCCUUUCUAGUGUCAUGUGCCAAUCAGUGCCCACGAUCAUGCACUGACCUCUGGGAGCAUGUACAGUGUCUUCAGGGAGCCUGUCGUCCAGGUUGCCGCUGUCCCAAUGGAUGGCUGUUACAAGAUAACGUUUGUGUUCCCAUUUCGGAGUGUCGCUGUGGGCUACACAAUGUCGAUGGAACCCAAGAGUUUGAACCGGGCACAAAAAUGCAAAUCAACUGCAACAACUGCACAUGUGUGAAUGGCACUUUCACUUGCACAGCGCACGAGUGCCCCAAAUACAGCCCCUGGGGUCAGUGGAGUGAAUGCUCCAUCAGUUGUGGGGUUGGGGUGAGGAUAAGGAGCCGGACGUGCGAAGAAACACCCAGAAGUCUACCUUGUACCGAUGAGACCUCACAGAGAGACGAUUGCCAGCAGCCACCUUGCCCUGUGGACUGUGCUGCAAGUGAGUGGUCCGACUGGAGUGAAUGCAGCGCCACCUGUAAUGGAGGAGUGUCUGUGCGGAACAAAACAAUCAUCAGACACGCUGAACAUGGAGGAGAGGAUUGUCCCAUCCCUUUGCUACUGCAGAGAGCCUGUAAUGCCCACAACUGCACACCAGAGUGCCCAGGUACCCAAGUAUUUAGCAGAUGUGCCAAUUCCUGCCCUCACAGCUGCACUGAUCUACGGCCGGAGUCUGAAUGCCUACAAGACAAGUGUGACGAGGGCUGUGCCUGUCCAUUAGGGGAGGUUCUUUUGGGUCAAGAGUGUGUGCCCGUAGACACUUGUCCCUGCACCCUGCAAUCCUCAGCCCUUCAUGCCGCUCUCAACAUAUCCCAGGAAGAGACCAUGAUGGAAUUUCCUGCAGGUUCUGUUAUCUAUCAUGAAUGCAAUAACUGUACUUGUCACCAUGGGAUCUUCACUUGCACAGAGAACAGCUGUGAUGUGGACUGCCUGUGGUCGGAAUGGUCACCAUGGACCUCGUGUUCUGUGAGCUGUGGGACAGGCUCCCAAUUGUCUAGCCGUGUCCAGAUCCAGCAGCGUAUGUACAGCGGGAGAGAAUGUGAAGGAUCACCCCAACGCACCCAACUGUGCACCCAACCAGAUUGCAAAUGCCCACGUGGACAGCGAUUCAAACGGCUGACAGAGGAAACAGCUGUAUGUGAACGGACCUGCCAGGAGAUCUAUGAGCUGAUGCCUCUGAACUGCAGCGUGCCCAAUAACCGUGAGGGUUGUGUGUGUGAAGUGGGCCGAUACCGAAACAGCGCCCAAGACUGCGUGAUGGCAGCUCACUGUGAAUGUGCAGAUGGAAAGAAUAUCUACCAGGCCGGUGCUGAGUGGACCGAAGGCUGCUUGACAUGUCAUUGCCUGAACGGGAUGAAGAUCUGCAAGGACGACUGUUCUCCAGUCAUCUGUGUCGAGGGAGAGGUGAAGGUUGAAGAACCUGGACAAUGCUGCCCGGUCUGCAGGAAGGAACUUCCAAGUGAGCCGUUGCCGGUCUGCCAGAGAUAUUCUGAGAUCAGGAAUGUCACCAAAGGGGACUGUCAUCUGGACAAUGUGGAGGUCACCUACUGCCGUGGCCAGUGUCACUCUUCAACUACUGUAGUUUUUGAGGAGCCGUACAUUGAGGUGCUGUGCGAAUGUUGUAGUUACAAACUGGACCCUGAGAACCCCGUGCACUUUAUCAGCCUGCAGUGUGACAGUGGAGAGGUCGAGACGGUGGUCCUGCCAGUCAUCCAAAGCUGCCAGUGCAGUCGUUGUCAUGGUGAGUUAUUUGAGACGUGUGCAGCGGUGGACUGAACCGCGCCAGCCCCGUGUCCUCUUCACUGUCCCUCUCGGAUCUUCUCUUAACUCGUGAACUGCAGUAUCUGUGGUCAUUAUAUGACUGGACCUUUAUAUAGAUCUGGUUUUGUAAAUCCUUCUGUGGUUUAUCCUGUACAGUUUUUAUGUCUUUCCAAUAAAUAUCAAGCAAGCAA
Messenger RNA from Erpetoichthys calabaricus (reedfish), 16841 nucleotides. RefSeq names its product SCO-spondin (gene sspo). Lineage: Eukaryota; Metazoa; Chordata; Cladistia; Polypteriformes; Polypteridae. Bases 1 to 16665 code for a protein of 5554 amino acids. Gene Ontology annotation, cellular component: extracellular matrix. Gene Ontology annotation, molecular function: protein binding. The transcript has 110 exons. The record is from RefSeq and is a predicted model, not a curated record.